AUGUCGCCAUUCUCCGGCACCAUCUUAAAACACCGAAAAUAAAUCAAGGCAUGGAAUGGAAAGGUACAAGAUAAGGAAAUGAAGUUAAGACUUCAACUUUACAGUUGUUCAGGUGAAAUGCUGAACCAUGGGCCUGGAUUUUAGGCUGCUCCACCCUAACGUUGAGACCAACAUCAGCACGAUGCAGUUUGGCAGCCUCGAGUCCCUUUGCCACACUGCUGCCACGGUAACAGAGUUGCAUUUCUUCAGCGCCAUCUUGCUGCUGCUGAUCUCAGCAACGUAAAGUUCAAUGUUACUCAAGUCAGGCUUUAUUGAGAAGGAAAACAUGUAAAGUGCCCCUUGUGAAAUGAAGUUCAUUUUGAGACAUUGAGUAGCAGUGGAACAAAGGUGCAGAGUAUAUAUUUCUGAGUGAAUAUUAUGGUACCAGGCAGUUAAGAUCCUGUUGUGGUUUUCGGUGAACAGCAAUGCAGAGCUAAUUAACAUCGAGAUAACCUUUGCAGUGUUCUAGUUGGCUGUUUUUAGCAAUAAAAGGAAAUGAGGCAAGCAAGGAUAAAAGAGGUUAGUUGACAUGUUUUAAUCUACUUUAAAGUCGUAACGGUGCUCAAAGGCCACUUUUAUUUGAUUCGUGACUUAAGUAUCUGCCUACAAAAAAUUCAAACGGGAAAAAUAAUCAUGGCAUAUCUGACAUUUUUUUCCAAACUACUCAUCACUAUUGGUAUCCUGGAUGCGGUAACUGAUGGUGAAGCCAUAAUCUCAAGUCAAACAAAUGUAACAGAGUUUUUUCAGUCUGCUUCAGUAUCUGAUCCUGAAAUGAAUUUCAGCACAGUUUCACCCAGUGGAGAGACUUCGAAUCCUAAAGGAACAUUGGAUCUUGGAAUCAUAAAAGCUUCUGACUACCAUGCAUCUGUAACUACUGAAAUAUCUAGUCAUCUAAAUACUAGUGACACUCAAAGUCUUAAUCAAACAGAAGAAUAUGGUAACAACUCCUUCCCAGUUGACAGCUCCAGUGCCAGAACCACAGUCCUACCUAGUUCAACAGUGUCACAAAAAAUACCAAUAAGUCAGAUGCCAGACAUAGACGUGUCUUCAGCAGCCACCAUGACUUCGAUUGUCAGCACUUCAGGUUUCAAAGGAAGCAGCUCUCUUUCACCUUAUAGCACUUCAGCUAUUCCUGAUGGAGCAGCAAACACUUUGGGAAGUGUCUUACUUUGUAUCCUGAUCAUUGCUUUGAUUGUAUUUCUCAUUAGCAUGCUGGUAUUUUACCUGCACAGAAAGAAACGUAGAUAUUCCUUUGACCUCUUCCACAAAACUGCUGAAGACGCUGACAUUCCCUUGAGUGGUCCAAUUAGCCGAGGUGCCUUUGAAGUAUUUCCAGACAAAGAAGACAACACUGAAGUUAAGGUGAACCAAGACAUGGACAAUCACGAUAAGAUUCCAGCAGACAUCUUGAACCUGCCUGAGGAAGUAAAUGAAAAACAAAGCAACUGUGAAAAUGAAAUAAACCACAGCCCAGCAAAUCAUGACCAGGAGAACACAGGCAGCCUUGAUGACUGGCCCUUCAAAACCCCAGGCUCAGAAUUCACUGAUAUUGACUUGAUGAACUGAGUCAUUUCUGAGUGAUUUACAUGUUCCCAUCAGAAGACCUCUCGAAAAUCAAUGAAUUCAUGUUCCUCUGAUGCAAAUUGUUACAGGAACUGAUAAUGUUAACUCCACUGAUCCCUUGAGGAUUUGCUUUUAGUCUAAUGCUGCAAGCAUGUGUUAGAAUCUGGCAUGAGUAAAAUGAUAUAUGAUAUUCCUGUACAGAAGUAUAAUACAUACAAACUUGACGCAGAGCGUUCUUCACAGAAAUGUUUGUGAAAUUCUAGGGUCAUCUGUAUAAUGGGGAGAUAUUUCUGUUCUAGUGUCUUGAUGGAUUGGGUGAAGAAAAUUGGGGAAAUGAUUCUCGUCUGAAAGCCGUGUCAAUUUUAGAUCAUUUAAUGAAUACUCUUAAGUUUAUUUUUAAACUAUUAUUUUAACUAGAUCCUUCUAUGCUGAUGAACAGAGCUGUAAUAUCUUAUCCAGUUGUGCAUUUCCCCUGACCCUUAUGGAGUUUGGCUGCCCUACAUCACUCCCAAAUCUGGAGUCAGCCAUGUGCAUGGUAGUUCAUGAUCUCCACGCCUGGUUUAUCUUCCCCUCACUCUAAAUAUUUGCUCCUCCAUUUCCAUACUGUCUAGAUGAUGCUGAUGACAUUUGUAGAGUUAUAGAGACGUACAGCACAGAAACAGACAAUUUGGUCCAACUCACCCACGCCGACCAGAUAUCCUAAAUUAAUCU
Messenger RNA from Chiloscyllium plagiosum (whitespotted bambooshark), 2313 nucleotides. RefSeq lists its product as uncharacterized. NCBI's taxonomy places the organism in Eukaryota, Metazoa, Chordata, Chondrichthyes, Orectolobiformes, Hemiscylliidae. The record is from RefSeq and is a predicted model, not a curated record.